UAACAAGAACGCCCUCCUCCCUCCGCACAAUUAUUUCUUACUCCCCCGAAGAUCUCAGAUCUGACCUGCUCUGCUCCGAAGGAGGAAGAGACGAUGGAGGCGUUCUACUACUUGGUUUUUGGCGGGCUCUCGGUGGUGGUGGCGGUGCUGGAGCUGAGCAAAAACAGCAGGGACCAGAUCUCAACCUCCCCGGCCUUCAACUCCUUCAAGAACAACUACCUCGUCGUCUACUCCCUCAUGAUGGCUGGAGACUGGUUACAGGGCCCUUAUGUCUACUACCUCUACAGUCAGUAUGGCUUUAACAAGGGUGAUAUCGGUCGUCUCUUCAUUGCCGGUUUCGGAUCCUCCAUGGUCUUUGGAACAAUCGUGGGAUCUCUCGCUGACAAAAGGGGUCGGAAGAGGGCUUGCGUUACCUACUGCAUAACCUACAUCUUGAGUUGUAUUACCAAACAUUCCCCACAAUAUAAGGUGUUGAUGUUAGGUCGUAUAUUGGGAGGCAUUGCUACUUCUCUCUUGUUUUCUGCUUUUGAGUCAUGGCUUGUUGCUGAGCACAACAAGAGAGGUUUUGAACCGCAAUGGCUGUCCUUGACUUUCUCGAAGGCUAUAUUUCUUGGUAAUGGUCUUAUUGCCAUUGUCUCUGGGUUGUUUGCAAACAUGUUGGCUGAUAACUUAGGUUUUGGCCCUGUGGCUCCUUUCGAUGCUGCUGCAUGCUUCCUUGCAAUCGGCAUGGCUAUAAUCCUAUCAUCAUGGGGUGAAAACUAUGGAGAUACUUCUGAUAACAAGGAUUUACUUGCUCAGUUUAAAGUUGCUGCUUUAGCUAUUGCUUCUGACGAGAAGAUUGCUUUACUGGGUGCAAUACAAUCACUUUUUGAAGGUUCCAUGUAUACCUUUGUAUUCUUGUGGACUCCAGCUUUAAGUCCAAAUGAGGAGGACAUCCCUCAUGGUUUUAUAUUUGCAACUUUCAUGUUAUCUUCAAUGUUGGGUAGUUCUGUAGCAUCUCGGCUAGUGACCCGUCCAAAUCUUAAAGUUGAAAGCUAUAUGCAGAUUGUUUUUGCAAUCUCUGCUUUCACACUACUGCUACCGGUCCUUACGACUUUCUUGGUGACACCUACUUCAGUUAAAGGGGGCAGCAUCUCAUUUGCGGGUUCUAUCCAACUGCUCGGCUUCUGCACCUUUGAAGCAUGUGUGGGGAUAUUUUGGCCAUCUAUCAUGAAAAUGAGAUCACAAUAUGUUCCUGAAGAGGCUAGGAGCACAAUCAUGAAUUUCUUCCGCAUUCCUCUAAACAUGUUCGUGUGUGUUGUGCUUUACAAUGUGAAUGCAUUCCCUAUCACUAUCAUGUUUGGGAUGUGCUCUAUUUUCCUCUUCAUGGCUUCAAUUUUGCAAAGACGUUUGAUGGUUGUGGCUGAGGUUCACAAAUCAAAGUCUCAAGAUUGGACAUCAACGAAGGAGAGAGAUCCUGAAAGAGAACCACUGAGUAUGUAAUAAGCAUGAAGACGGGCUUGUGGAGAUCAGAAUAGUACACUUUCAGUUGCCUCAUGUUACCAUAAGAUAAAGCAAGAAUUUCAUGCAUGAUUACUAUGAAGUAAACUUUAUGGAGGAGGAUGAAUUGGAAAGAGUCAUGAGCUUCAGGAACAUCCUCAAGUGAAAACCUGCUAUCUGCUCCACAUGAGAGGCUCUCGUUGUUCCUUUUUUUUUACCCCCCGAGUUGAAGUAAUUUAUCAAGAGGUAGCUCGUACGAAAGUACACAAGCUUAUCUUAGGCUUAUCUUUUUAUCCGAGACUAGUAGGUUGCCUAUUGGAUCAAUUGGCACCUUAUAUUUUUGCUGCUCCAUUUCUACCUCACCUAAUUAAUAAUUAAUUAAAUCUAAGAGUUUGAAUGUGCCUUUUGGAUUUAUACUCUGUAGGUAUACAGACUACUAGUUUCUAAGGUUAUUCAUGUGUAAUAAUUAUGUCACCUUUUCUUUUCGACUGUAUGAUUUAUGUCAUCAAUCUUUGUUAUUUGACUGUAUCUCAUAAAUGCUCUGUGAUUGUUGUA
This is a messenger RNA of Asparagus officinalis (garden asparagus), 2034 nucleotides long. RefSeq names its product molybdate-anion transporter-like. Gene Ontology annotation, biological process: molybdate ion transport. The record is from RefSeq and is a predicted model, not a curated record. Bases 94 to 1482 code for a protein of 462 amino acids. NCBI's taxonomy places the organism in Eukaryota, Viridiplantae, Streptophyta, Magnoliopsida, Asparagales, Asparagaceae. Gene Ontology annotation, molecular function: molybdate ion transmembrane transporter activity. Gene Ontology annotation, cellular component: membrane. The transcript is spliced from 8 exons.